Molecule: messenger RNA, 1981 nt
Organism: Pieris rapae (cabbage white)
Lineage: Eukaryota; Metazoa; Arthropoda; Insecta; Lepidoptera; Pieridae
Exons: 1
Coding region: 1-1386 (461 amino acids)
Cellular component (GO): membrane
Molecular function (GO): ligand-gated monoatomic ion channel activity
Source: RefSeq, a predicted model, not a curated record
AUGGCAAAAUUUUUGAUUGUAACAACAUCUGAAGUACAAUAUCCUGAAUUAAAGAAAAUCUUUCGCAAAUUAUUAAAAUAUCAUAUUUUUAAUGUUACUGUAUUGACACAAAUAAAUAAAGCACAAGGUUCGUGGACUUUUUAUCCUCUUAAAGAUGGCAACUGUCUUUCAAAUUACGAUAAAUUAGAAUAUCUAGGAAGUUGCGUUAAUAAUGACAUCUUUCCUGUCGCAAAAGACUUAAGAAACUGUACAGUUUUGGUAACGGGAAAUAAAAUUGUGGAUAAAAAAUCCUAUAUAAAUUACAUACAAUAUUUAGAAGAGUAUCUCAUACGUGUAAGUGCAAAAGCUAUUGGUGUCAAGAUAAAAUAUUCUUAUGAAGACUACGAUACUAACGACGGAGAAGUGUUGAAUAACUACACAUCUAUUGGAAUGUUAAAUUAUCUUCAAAAAAGGAAAGCGGAUAUUGUAUUUGGAGGAUUUUUUCUCACUGAAAGAAGAGCAUGGGUGUACGACUUCAUUUCGGGUUAUAAAUAUACAAGUAUAAAGCAAAUUAUACCAAACUGGGGCCAGAAGCGUUGGAAAACAUUAUACAGAACCUUUAGGACGAAAAUUUGGUAUCUUAUUGCGUGCGCUUUUAUUAGUAUUACUCUGAUAACAAUGGCUAUCAGUUACUACUGCUUACACAUAAAAAAUAUUAGCAGAAUUCCUCUUCAUUUAUUUGAUUAUUUCUUUGGCCACUCCGAUAGGAAUUUGUUUAAAGUGAAAAAGCUGAGAAUAAUUUUGAUAUCUUGGGUUUUCUUCACGUUUUUUAUUGCGAGUUUUUAUAACAGUGAAAUUGUUUCUUUAUUAACAAAACCAAGAUAUGAGCCACAGUCGUAUAGUAACGAAGAACUGAAACAAAAUGGGUACAAGACUUGCAUUUCUGAUUCCUUUCGCACGUACAAUAAAAUAGUAUACAACAUAACAGAGCCAGAUGCUCAAGUACCGGAAUGUAAAAACACUGAAGAUGUAUUAAAUACUAUAACCACGCGUGAAAACUAUUACACCGUAGCAGAUUACUCCCAGUUCCAGAAAAAUCUUUGUCACUAUAAUGCUCGAUUUGAUGAAACAGAUAUGUUAAACAAUAUAAUGUAUGCUCUUUACACGAACAAAGGUUUUUUCUUAAAAGAAAAAUUUAAAAGAAUAGUUAGUGCUAUAUUUGAAUCUGGUAUUAUACAAGAUAGUCACAUAUACAGCUUAAUAAGCAAAGGUUGCGCAAAACAGACUCAUCACUCCGAACAAACAUAUAAAGUGCUUUCGUUACACGACCUCCAACUAACAUUCUAUAUCCUUUUAACGGGUUAUUUAAUCUCCUUGGUAGUUUUUCUAAUUGAGUGUAGUUUUUAAAAUAAAAUAUAAAUCAAACAAAAUGCAAAAUUGUGAAGAUACAAAUAAAUAAUUGCGUGUCUAGUGUUACAUUAUAUUGCUUCUAAAUAUUUUAGAACAGAUAUAGGUCCCAGUUUUUAAAAUACACCUCAACUCACGAUUUGGUCUAUAGCACUUAAGAAUCUAGUCUAGAUUUCUAUUGAUUUGUGUAUAAAUACGGUUCUAAGACACUUCAGAGUGGGUUUUUUCACUGAAUCUGUUUUGUAAAGAAACAUAGAUCUAAGAAAAUAUAUGUCCUAUAUUUUGUUAAAUUAGUUACACUCAGUCUAAUCCAUAUACACUAAGUAAAUAACCCACUGUUAUUAUACUUACUAGAUAAAAGUUAGUUCGCCAUUUUGAAUUUUUCUGAUUGAAAUUCCUUGUCACAUUUUUACAAUUCUCGGAUUCUGAAACAAUUUAGGCACAAUAGCUGUGUUAAAUGUCUUUCCCUUUCACGUAUUUAAAUGUUAUUAAGAUUAUUUGCAUAACUGGACGUAUACAUUAAUAUAAACACGAAUUUAUUACACUAUUUGUGUAAAUUUAUUGUAUAAUCUUUUAUUGUUAUAAACUUGUCAGC